Henningerozyma blattae CBS 6284 is the source of this 654-nucleotide messenger RNA. RefSeq names its product Rab family GTPase SEC4 (gene SEC4). Bases 1 to 654 code for a protein of 217 amino acids. NCBI's taxonomy places the organism in Eukaryota, Fungi, Ascomycota, Saccharomycetes, Saccharomycetales, Saccharomycetaceae. The transcript has a single exon. Gene Ontology annotation, molecular function: GTPase activity; GTP binding. The record is from RefSeq and is a predicted model, not a curated record. Gene Ontology annotation, cellular component: plasma membrane; endosome. Gene Ontology annotation, biological process: protein localization to plasma membrane; regulation of exocytosis; protein secretion.
AUGUCAGGUUUAAGAACAGUUUCAGCUUCCUCUGGAAAUGCAAAAAAUUACGAUUCGAUCAUGAAGAUCUUAUUGAUUGGUGAUUCAGGUGUUGGUAAAUCUUGUCUGUUGGUUAGAUUUGUUGAUGAUAAGUUUAACCCAUCGUUCAUUACUACCAUCGGUAUUGAUUUUAAAAUCAAAACCAUUGAUAUCAACGGUAAGAAAAUUAAAUUACAAUUAUGGGAUACUGCUGGUCAAGAAAGAUUCAGGACUAUCACGACAGCCUAUUACCGUGGUGCCAUGGGUAUCAUUUUAGUUUAUGAUGUCACUGAUGAAAAUACUUUUGAAAAUAUUAGAACUUGGUUCAAGACAGUGAAUGAGCAUGCUAAUGGUGAAGCUCAACUGUUAUUAGUUGGUAAUAAGAGUGAUAUGGAAACAAGAACAGUAACGUACGAACAAGGUGAAAGCUUAGCAAAAGAAUUAGGAAUUCCUUUCAUCGAAUCAAGUGCUAAAGAUGACAAGAAUGUCAAUGAGAUUUUCUUCACUUUAACCAAUUUAAUUCAAGAAAAAAUAGAUAGCAAUAAAAUGACUGAAACUCCAGCUGCAGGCAAAAAGGACAAUGUUAAUAUUAAUUCAAGUAAUGGUGGCAGUUCAAAAUCUAAUUGUUGUAAUUAA